GCCAACAUAUUUUCAUGCUGUCCUGUGUGGGCUGUAUGACAUGCCAGACUCCUGGAGUCUAGGGAAGUUAACCCGGCGUAGUAUAAAAACAGAUAAUGGACCUGCAUAUAUUUCUAAGGCCACUCAAAUUUUCCUCCAAGCAUGGGGGCUUACACAUGUUACAGGCAUUCCCCAUUCUCCCACUGUACAAGCUAUCAUUGAGUGUGCUCAUCAAACAUGGAAAUGUACUCUUAAUAAACAAAAAAGAGGGAGUAUGGGAGACACACCACAAGAAAGAUUAUGUAAGGCUUUGUUUGUGUUAAAUUUUUUGAAUUGCAAUCAUACAGAUACAGCUUGAGUAGACUGUCAUUUUGGGCCUCCCCAAUGCUUGUUCACGCAUCUGAGUCUGUGCCUUCUGCUUGAGGUCACCAUGUCCUGACGUGUGGCUGUGUGGAGCUGUGAGGUCACAAAGCACCAGUGUGACCCUGUGCUGGGGCACAGGCACUAUUCGGCACUUGCAGUGUCUGCAGCGGUGGUGGUGGCCGCACAGCACGUGUGUGGGUGACCAUGGUCCUAGGACACCUCCUCCUCCUCCUUCUCCUUGUGGCCUUGCAGGCCCCUGGCAUCCAGGCUGCUCCAUGGCGAAAGCCGAGAGCAGAUGUGCCUCCAGAGAGGGCUUUUCCAGCCCUUCCACGGCCUCCUGUGAUGGAUCCAAGCAGGCAUCCCAAGGCUGUCCUUGUUGGUGAUGAGUACAGAGUUUCUUGGUCUAAUCCUCCCCGUGAGCCUCAGGGUGAUUCUGAGGUUACAGAUGUGCCCCCCGAGAAGGCUUUUCCAGGUCUUCCGCGGCCUCCUGUGCUGGAUCCAAGCUGGCAUCCAAGGGGUACUCAGAGAGCACAUUAUACAGCUAGAAGAGGAAAAAAAUCCCCAAAGAAAUCAGAAGCCUUGGAGAAAAUGUUGAAGGAACUGGCGCAGGCAGCAUCUGAUACAUCUGCAGAAACUAUGCAGAAGGAAGGAAGCCGUCGCAUGCCGUCAGUUUCUGGUGUAAAAAGAAAGGCAAUGCACGCAACUAGCAUGCCAUGGGCAGACUCUGGGAAAAAUACAAAGGCAGUCAGUGACAAACGUCAGCGGUUGUACAGUACAAUGUCUUUUGUGGUCCCGAUGGCGCUGCUGUCUUUGCGUCUGAUGCUUUUAGUUAACAAACUGCUCCAGAAGAAAAGAGAGCUAACGGAAGAGAGUGAAGAGGGAGCACCGGGACAAGCUAACACUGAUGCUGCCUCGACUGGAGAAGAUCAAACUGGAGAUGCAGCAUCAAAAGAAGAAACAAAAUGACACUCUUACCCAAGAAGACGAGACAAUCAACAACAGCCUCAGUCCGUGCCCCAGCACCUCUGCACCAGAGUUCACUCAGCUUUACAGCAACAUGAGUGCAGAUGCCUCACCUCUAAAAGCAUGUCCCAGCAGCUCUCCUGUUGAUGGUGGCUCUUCUCCAGACAUCCACGUUUCUUUGGAUUCACCUCAGCCUGACCACUUCUUGUGUCCCUGCUACCAGUACCAGCAGGAAUACUGUAGUUCAGAAUAUGAUUCUUUUCUAGAACAAUGAACAUGUUCUGGCCAAAACAGUGAGUUCUUCCCUCUUCUGUCGGGCUACAAUGCACGGAGCUGGGGUCAGCACAGGAUCUGAGAGGCAAGCUGUCACAAAGCUUCACAUAGGUGAGGGACUCCUUGGUCCCAACAUCUGCCUGGUUUCCCAGCUUGGGCUGCCACCAGGCACUAACCCACCGGAAUGGUAAACAGAGCAGGUCCCCUGUAAUGAAACGCAGAAAGGUACCUCUCAGAAGCUGCAAGAUACAUCCUCCUGAUAAAAUGGUCAUUUGUGCAGAGGGAAUGUGCUACACAUGUAGGUUCAGCAUCACAAAGCUGCAGAUCAGCCUGGGGCACAUUUAUGGGGGAAUCAGGUAUUCCCUGCCAGGGACACAGGCUCUCAUCCCCCUCAGGCUCCAUGUGCCUGAGUCACAGUGGACAGUGCAGAGCUCCCCUCCUUCCUCACACCAGGCCCACCAAUGCCUGCCUCCACCCUCCAUGCCUCUUUCUGCAGAGUUGGAUAGGGAGGUGGGGCCUCCUCCCAGCCCCGCUCUCCCAUGCAGCCCUCCUCCAGUGCAUCCCAGAGGAAGGGGCCGUGAAGACCCAGCAACUAGCACGGGAAGCAAUGCUACAUGUGGAUAUUUCCCAGACUUGAUGUACCCGGUCCAACAAGGCUCACCAGCAGUCUGUGGCCACCACAGCCUGAGCAUGCAUGUCUCUGCACGCUUCCUGGCAGAUCCCCUGCAGCUGUCAGAGGCCAGAGAUUUGAGCCUCCCAUCACUCUCCCCCAAGACUGUGUCCAACAGACCUGCAGAGCUCUGGGGCAGGGCAUGUCCCAGCUCGCUGAAGGCAGAUCACCCCAGGAGGGAACAGCUGUUCCUUAAGGUCAUCCUGCAGCAGGCCAGUGAACUUGGUCUGUGCAGAGGUGUGCAGCACCCACCCGUACAGGGCUGAGAGCCCUUGUUCCCCAGCCUGGGGAGGUGAGAGCGAUGGGAAGGGAGGUGUGGUGAGAGGAGGAAGAGAGGAGAGUCCCCUCCCUGCCCCGCGCUGCCUCUGCUCCCUGCCCGCGCUAACUGCCAGGCACGCCCCGUUUGCGCGUCCCGUUGGCAGCGCUCCCUAACGGCUGCUGUUACACAGGCAGGGGUUGGCUGCCGUCGCUCCCGGCUCUACCCACACCAUGUCAGCACCCGGGGCGGCACAAACACGGCUGUUGUCCGCUCAGGGUGGAGCUGCCGCGCUGAACAAACGGUUCUGCCCGGCAGGUCAAGCCACGGUUUUGGGGGUUGGUUCUGUUUACCUCUCUGCCAGGAUCCCUCGUCGCAGUCGGUCUUGGUGAGGUCCUCGCUAAAAUGGCGAUUCUCGUGCCGAGCUCUUCUCCUGAUAGAAGGAUUGACGCUGCUGGCAGGGUUUCCUACGCAGCUGAAGGAGAUAACACAAGGGAUUACUUCAGCCCAUUGCACAGCAGUUCCCCUGGAGCUCCAGGGACAUCUCCAGGGAGGCCGGUUGGUGGCAGAGGAAGGGAGGCCUUGGGCUGGGCCUCUGUUGCUGCUCAGGGCUGGCUCCUGGGAUGUGGGGAACUGCUGGCAAGUGGGCUGUGCUGCAGCGAGACAGCUCUGCACAGGAGCAGCUCCUCUGUACGGAGAGGGAAAACAACUGAGAGCUCACCGACGGAGGAAGUUUCAUAGACUCAUGGAAUGGCUUGGGUUGGAGAGGACCUUAAAGGUCACUGAGUUCCAACUCCAGAUCACGCUGCCCAGGGCCCUGGCCAGGGCCUUGGGCAUCUUUAGAGAUGGGGCACCCACAGCUCUCUGGGCAACCCAGAGGAAAUGAUUUUUGAAUUUUUUCCUGGAAAAAAAUAAUGGUAAAGAGACAACUUCUUCAGGCAGCUAAAUCUGCUAAUGAUGAGCUUCAUUCACAGUACUCUUUAGUAUCAUGUUAUCAUAAGAAAUUAUGUAGUGUAAGGAUCCAGUGUCUGUUGGAAAAUACUCCCUUGAAGGUGUUCAGUUAGAGCAUAAUAUUACACAACUAUAAAAGCAAACAAACAAAAACACAGAAUGACAUAAAUCAAUUAUUCAUGCAUUCCUUUUUGCACAGAUGAACCUGACCCACCACAGUUGCUCAUAGAAGUUACUUUGAUUACUAUGACAUUUUGACUAGCUUAUUGUAAAUGACAUUCUUUGAAUGGCAGACAUCAAACGGUAAAGGAAAGUGGCUACUUGUAAUGUGAGGGAGCAUUACUUUGCUGAAAGCUGUGAAUAUAAUGAAACUAAUUUUCCAUAUGAGAUAGGUGCAGCCAUAAAGAGCUUUAUGGCUAUAUUCUGAACAGCUGCUUGGGUCUUUUCUAAUUGGAAAGAUGCAUUGUAGACAAACUAAAUUGGACAGUGAAAUAUGUUUUAUACUUGUAUAAAAAUUAUACAGGAAUAGGGAGAAAACGUACUAAAUGAAUAAGCAAGAAAAGUUUCUUAGCUAGUAAAUGAGUGAAGAUCAUCUGACACCAAUAUUAAAUUUUACCAUCUAAAGACUGAUUCUGUUUUGUGGCUCAGUAAAUUCACUACAGUGCACAUCUUUGGGGUAGGUAAAUGCAUAUUUUGGAAAUGAUUUCCUUUCCCCUUUCUUUGUCGUCUGUUCUAUUUAUAUUUUCAGUGCAUUUUUCCAGACUCAGGAAAGGACUGGAGGACCUAAAGUGAUCUUUGAUUUUAAGUGGAGGCAAUUAUGUUUUGCCAAGUAACUCUUGACCCCAGUCAUUCAGUCUCUGGGACCUUGAUGCAGCUCAGAUGCUGUCAGCAAGAGAUCCCUGAUGUUCCUGAUUGCCCAGCACCCAUUGCACACCUCUGAAGAGUAUAGUGCUUCAAAAAAACAUUUCAGAUUGUAGCCUUCUCUGUCAAGCAGGAAUGCAGGUCCAAAUCCAGUCAAAAAUGAAAGUGAGCACCUCAUGUCCCCGUGUAAUCCCACUAAUCUGAACCUGUUCAUGCUUUGUUAAGCUGGGACUGCCUACAAAGUGAGCGCUUUUUUUCCCCUCAAAAUCUUAAUAUCAAACACGGUUUCAUUCAUCACUGAUUAAACUGCUGCAAACAUCCACUAAUGCAUGUAAGAGAAGUCCCUGAAAUGCAGGAUGUGUUCUGAUACAUAAAAUAAACUUCGUUUCAGUUAGUACUUAACCUCAUUAAAAUAUUAAAAACUGAAGCAAAUACACAUCUCUGACAAGCAGAUUUUUACCUGCUCUCUUUGUUUUGUGUAAUAGUUACUCCUCACAGUACAAAUGCAAUUAAGUCAGAAAACAAAUAAGCAAAUGCUCCACUUUCAUCUGGGGUUUUCGCUGAUAACUUCGUCCUUGCUUGCCAGGCCUGCCAGGGCUCCAUAGGGCUGUUGGGCCUCACUGGCCCCUGUGGGCAGCAGUGUAAGGUGGGGCAGCCAGGGCAGCCCUGAAUGGUGUGACACAGACCUAAGCUCCUCUUCUUGGGAAGUGGAGGCAUUAAGGGGUAAAUCACUGGUCAGUAAAUUCCUGACCAUCCUGCAGAAAAAGAGAUGCCCUCAGACACUCAGUAAGAAAGUGCACCAAGAUGGGAAAGGCAGCCCAUCCUGGGCAUUCUGUGCAGAUGGAAUGCUCACCUGAAGUGCUGAGGACUUGUGAAGGAGGCUGGUAGGUAAUGUGUCAUUUCCCCUGAAAUCAGCGCAGCUUUCAGAGCGCUGUGGGUUGUUGCUAGUGCAGUUUCCACUGUCAUGGAAGGCAUAAUCUUUGUUAACACACUGUUCUGAUGUAACAAAAAGCUCUCCCUCUCAAAUCUGAAUCACCAAAGUAUGCUUCACGUGUUUAAUUUUUAUCAGAUAAAUUCUUCCUUACUUAGUAAAAUUAACAAAGUAUCUACAAAUUUGUCAGUUAAAAUACAGGAUCUGGCACUGAUGAACCUUUCCAACAAAUUUCGAGAAAAUAAUUUCAAGUUGUAGGUAGGAUUCAGUUCUAUAAGCAGGAUCCAAAGUAGUUUAGAUAGGUACCUGAGCAAUAAAAUGAUCAAAACUCUGUCUUGUAUCCUCUAGAACAAAUUCACGAACACAUGAUUAGUUUCUGGGAUUUAGGAAGUCUCCUAUUAUCAGGUUAUUUUGAAAAAUUUAUUCCAAUAUUUUCUGAGCUGCCUGCUACAUAAUAUGAAGUAAAUAAAAAUCCUGGGAAUGCUUCUUUGAUAUGGCAUUAUAGUGGAUAAUAUAUAUUUUUGUAAUUUAGCAAAAUAAAAAAAAUACAUAAAAAACGAAUAGGUGAAAUCUUAGUAAUAUUCCUGUUUUUUUGCUUCACAGACAUCAUCUUGAAAAAAGAUGAAGAUACAUAGUAGCAAAAAAGAAUCAUUACUGUGCUUAAGAUAAAUUAUUGGUUUGUUAAUUAUCCACAUCAUUAUAUUAUGCUUUGCUUUCAGUAAAAAAGUGGAAUGACUUCAGCUUCCUAUCAUUGAAUCUUUCACCUGCACAAUUUAAAAGCCUCUCCUAUCAGAAUUUUCCCCUUCUCCUUCUGAACAUUUGUAGAUUUUCAUAUACUCUCCCUUUUUAACUUUCUUUUGCAUAAAACAAACAGAUGAGAUUUUUAGUAUGUCUCACCUCAAGACAAGUUACGUUGUCCCAUGAGCGUGGUUUCAAAUAUUUCCAGUAAUUCAAUAUCUUUUCAAAGCCCCAGCUUAUACUUCUAAAUAUCUCAUUCAUGUUGACAACUAAAAUAUUUCGCUUUAAAUUUGUCCAAGAGGUUAUUAACCAUAACCCUAGACUAUUUUCACCAUCACUGUAUCACCUUUUCCAUUUUGUAUGUGACCUACACUAUUUAAUCUUGUAUGUAUAGUUUGUGUUUCAAUAUGAUGCCAUUGGCAAUUAUCUGAGAAUCUGUCCAGUUUACAUUUUACAUUAUAAAAAAAAGGAAAAGCUUUUGUCUCAUUACAGCCACUGUGUUUCACAGCAUAGAUUACACAAGUGAGUCUACUCUGGUUUUCUUUUCACACAAUAAAAAAUGCAUCCUGAAUUCAAGUGGAAGUUCCUUGGCAAUGUUACAAAAUUUUGGAUAGUAACUGAGCUCCCAAAUAAAGUGUUUGAUAUUGGAGAAAUGAGGCAUGAAGUGCGGUAAACAGCUUCGAGCCAGGAACUAGGAGACACUCGUCUUUCCUUCGGACUCGUAGUGGCAGAGCGUCUCUGAUGGUUAUUGCUGUGAAUUUAAUGUGUGGAUGCAUAGUGCAGAUCUGAUCAUGUAAAGUAAUUGAUUAGUAUUUUCUUUCAAAUAAAUGCAGAAGCCUUAAAAAGCCACAAAAAGCAAGUAGUCACAGUUAUAGAAAUCUUUGCAAUCCCAGUUUAACAGAUAAACUAUUUUCACGUUGAAACUGGUGGCUUCAGCAAUGAGAUUUUCCAUUUCCACACAACACAGAGAAAAUAACUACCAUUUAAAAGGCUAUCUAUUUACUUCAUUACUGUACGUGAGCUUGGAUAAGAGAGUAUCAACAGAAUCCUUCUACUAUUGAAAAGCUUGCUAUUGACCUUUUUAGUUUUCCUCCUACCACUUUAUGUAAUAUCAA
This is a messenger RNA of Numida meleagris (helmeted guineafowl), 7100 nucleotides long. RefSeq lists its product as uncharacterized. Bases 547 to 1308 code for a protein of 253 amino acids. The transcript has 8 exons. NCBI's taxonomy places the organism in Eukaryota, Metazoa, Chordata, Aves, Galliformes, Numididae. The record is from RefSeq and is a predicted model, not a curated record.